AUGGGUGAGGGGGAUGCUGAUGCAACUGUAACGCAUACGGUUCCAGCAAAGUCACCUGCAACUGCUAACUCAGAAGUGGUGGCGGUUCGACAUGUUGACCCCGUCGAUCGAUACGCAGCUCUUAUUGUCAGAGGUGCAAUUGUUGGUGUGGGAUUAGCAGGUGUUGUAUUGUUCCUUCGCAAUUCUCGAUUGUUUGCGAGAUUCGAACAUGCCGCUCAAAUCCCCGAAGACUUUGUCCGGAAGGAACUCGAGUUGAAAGGGACUGUACGCGAGAUAUUGCCAUCCGGUGAACUUCGUGUUGAACAUAUUCCUAUCGUGAAACUACCGUCAUUUUUGGGUCGAAAGAGGCCUCCCAAGGGCCUCUUGAAUAUUCGCCUUGCUGGUGUCGAUCUAUCUACUGCUGGACAACAAUUUAUCUCCAAAGAUUUACGCCUUAUGAACAAGCCCAUCACCUUCACUGUCAUAAAGGGUACCGAUGGCGCAUCAAAUUCUAUCGAUGCCGAUGUUACGGUGAAAAAAAAUACCUUUUCACGCACGAAUCUGAAUAUCGAAGUAGUUCGACGUGGAUAUGCUCGUGUGCCACCGCCUGAGUCACCACGGCAUUUGAAAGCGUUGCAGACGAUUCCUGCCUAUUCAAGGCUGGUCAACAGACUGCUCAUGAGCGAAAAGGUAGCCGAUCGGCGUGGCGUUGGAUUAUGGGAACGCGAUUCGUGGGUCGAGUCUGUGCAGUCAUAUCCAUCACAACUAGGACAGAUCGUUCGUGGUGCACCUAUUACCAAGUUUAUAGUGCUGGUGUUCAAUGUGACUAAAGAUGUACUUCUGUAUGGUGUGAAGCUGACGCAACAGACUUACGCCGUGUUGUUGGCUGCGUGCGCUCAUAUCGCCUACGGAUAUCGACGCUUUGCGGCGGGAGUCGAUCGUCUUACGGACAAGUACAACAAAAUACGACAGCGACUGAAGUGA
Messenger RNA from Necator americanus (New World hookworm), 963 nucleotides. RefSeq lists its product as uncharacterized. NCBI's taxonomy places the organism in Eukaryota, Metazoa, Nematoda, Chromadorea, Rhabditida, Ancylostomatidae. Bases 1 to 963 code for a protein of 320 amino acids. The record is from RefSeq and is a predicted model, not a curated record. The transcript has 10 exons.